CACACACAUUACAUGAACUUACCAAACAAACUUCGGAAAAUCAAAACAUAUUAAUUCAAGAAAUAGCAAUAUAAAAUCGAGUUUGACGUUUCCAAACAUUUAACUUCUUCAAGCGAUUAUAAGAAUUUAACGAACAUAAUCCUGGUAAUAAAUCGACAAAAAUGUCGAACUAAAAUACCUAUAAAAAUUUUCUAUCUACGCAAACAAUGACAAAUAGGUCUAGAGGUGCGGAGCGCAUCCAGAGUUUUCAGAUUCGGAUAUCAUAAGGCGUCGCGACGCUUUAGCGUCUAGUUGACUCCAGCACAGCUUCUCGCACAAAAGGACGUUCUCUAGUUAUGCUUGUUAUUUCGUACGCGAUGUGUGUUUCCUAGUGCGAUUUUUACGUUUGUGGGAUUAUGGCCCCGGAAAUGAUGGAGACGACGGUUUAUAUUAGUUCGCCUAUGGACUUUAAAACUAGGUUUAAAAAUUGGUGGAAAAGACUGAGAUUAAAAGCAGCUCUCCAACACAUCGGACUUUUAAUAACUCUAAUGGCAUACACCGUUGCGGGGGGUCUGAUUUUCCGACGUUUCGAAUAUCCGGCAGAAAUAUCGCGGAUAAAUUAUUUCAACACUACAUUGUUAUCAAAACGGGAGAAUUUUAUACAGCAAAUAGUGAAUAACAGCGAUAUAAGAAAUUUGGACUUUUUUAUCUCUAGUGAAUUAGAAAAUUACGAGAAAAUCCUACAGGACGCGUUCACGGCCGGUAUACCGUUGUUUCCUCGAGAACAACUGGUGAAAUGGACCACCCUAAAAGCAGUGUUUUUUUCAUCAACGGUUUUAACGACUAUUGGAUACGGGAAUAUCGUACCUGAAACGACAGAAGGGCGAGCCUUCUGCAUAGUAUUCGCUCUUGUGGGAAUUCCUCUUACGCUCACCGUUAUCGCAGACUGGGGCAGACUGUUCGCAUCAACAGUGUCAACACUCGUGAAGCAUACACCACCACUGCCAAAAAAAUUCAGAAAUGCGAUGGUUGCUCGAAGAACCUCCUCCUACGCCCUGUCAGCUGUUUGUUUCCUUUUUGUUUACCUUGCAGCGGGGGCAGGACUCUUCGUCAUUUGGGAAGACGAUUGGACCUUUUUCGAGGGAUUUUAUUUCUGUUUCAUAACGAUGACUACCAUCGGCUUCGGAGAUUUAGUCCCAAAGAAACCGACUUAUAUGCUGCUCUGCACGUUGUACAUUCUGGUGGGUUUGGCUUUAACGUCUACUAUAAUAGAAUUAGUGAGACGACAAUAUGCCCAGUCAUGGCGACAGCUGCAAGCACUCCGAGGACCUCUUGCUGAAAAUUUGAGGAGGUUGGCCGACAACGCGCCGGGAUUAGACGUGAUGGCAUUUCAACAGGACCUCAUGAAAGUUUUAACUGUGGUAACUAUGCCCCGCAGAUCUGCAUUUUCAAAAAAGGAGAAGAAACUCAAACAGAAAGAAUGGGAAGACGCCAUCGAGGCUGUGAUAAGAGAUAUCACUGUGGGUACAGCAGCCGCCGAACAGAAGCCUCCGAUGGUCCAAAUAGUCAUUUACGAGAGUUCCGUUUGAAAGGUCAACAAUUUUAUCUCCAGUGUCAAGCUAUACCGAAACUUAGGUCACUUGCAUAACACGAUCGGUAUCGGAAUUCCUAUAAAAAAUGUAACAAAAGUCAUAUCAUUCUUUAGGUCGACUAAGGAGUCGACGAUUAUGAUUAUUUUCUUCUGCACCUAGGUAAUAAUAUUUACUUAUCUCAAGAUUUACAAAGUUUCUACUUUAUAACAUAAUAAAAUGACAAUUUAAUCAAAAUAUUUUGUAAUUUUUUAUCACGAUUUAUAAAUUGU
Molecule: messenger RNA, 1840 nt
Organism: Zophobas morio
Lineage: Eukaryota; Metazoa; Arthropoda; Insecta; Coleoptera; Tenebrionidae
Exons: 6
Coding region: 396-1568 (390 amino acids)
Biological process (GO): potassium ion transmembrane transport; stabilization of membrane potential
Cellular component (GO): plasma membrane
Molecular function (GO): outward rectifier potassium channel activity; potassium ion leak channel activity
Source: RefSeq, a predicted model, not a curated record